Molecule: messenger RNA, 2701 nt
Organism: Malurus melanocephalus (red-backed fairy wren)
Lineage: Eukaryota; Metazoa; Chordata; Aves; Passeriformes; Maluridae
Product: loricrin-like
Exons: 50
Coding region: 15-2015 (666 amino acids)
Source: RefSeq, a predicted model, not a curated record
UAAGUACCUUAUCUAUGGUUUUUUUUCAGAGUUCAUCCAUAUCCACCAGUGGUCUUACUUAUGGCCAGUCUGUUCCUUCAAGCAGUUCAGAUUCCAAUAAGAAGGUAGUGGUCGUUGCCAACAGCAACCCUUUUCCACCUGUGCGUCACACCUUCCCUCAGAGUUUGGGAAGUUCUGCUACGAGGAUCAUAGUACAGAGUGGACAAAAACAGCAAACCAGCAGCAGURCUUACAUUCAGGGUUCCCAAGGCAGCCAGUCUUUUGGCCAGGGCUACAGACCUCAAGGUGGCAGUUCCUAUGGCCAGGGUGGACCAGGUUUCUCGGGCGGUAGCAGCAGUUCCUAUGGCCAGGGUUCCCAAGGCAGCCAGUCCUAUGGCCAGGGCUACCAACCUCAAGGUGGAAGUUCUUAUGGACAGGGCUACCAGCCUCAAGGUGGCAGUUCCUAUGGCCAGGGUGGACCAGGUUUCUCGGGCGGCAGCAGCAGCAGUUCCUAUGGCCAGGGUUCCCAAGGCAGCCAGUCCUAUGGCCAGGGCUACCAACCUCAAGGUGGCAGUUCCUCUGGCCAGCAGGGUGGAUCUGUUGCUUAUUUUGGCAGCAGUGGUUGUGGACAAGGUACUUCAUAUGAUAGCAAUCCCUGCCACCAGGGGGGAUCACAGGGUGGUCAGCAGAGUGGAUCAUCAUCCUCCCAAAGUUAUGGUGGCAACCAGGAUGGAUCUUACUCACAAAACUACGGUGGUGGCCAAGGUGGAUCAUCCUCAGACACCUAUUAUGAAAAUCAGGAUUCACAGGAUUUCUCAGAUGAUAAUAAUCCCAAUGCUUGUGAUGAUAAUGACAUUACCUACAAUGCCAAUAACCAGCGUUCUGGCUGUGCAAAGAAGAAAGUUCUUGUUGCCCGAGACACAUCACAUGUUUUAAGCAAAAGAGCCUAUGAUGUACAGAAUGCAUCUUCUCCUUCAAACAGCAGCCACUCUGACAUGCAGGAUGGAUCAUUUAUUGCAACCAGUGGUGGAUCAAGUAAUCAGGGUGGUUGCAUUUGUCCUGAUGGAAGCAGUGGUUAUAGACAGGGAGCCCCAGGUUCUGCAUACAGCACAUAUUCUGGUAACCAGGGUGGCUCAGGUUCUUCCCACAGUUCUUACUCCGGUAACCAGGGAGGGCCUGCCUACUAUCCUGGUGGAUCUUAUGGACAGGGAGGGUCUUCUUCUUAUGAUGGCAGCAGUGAAUCCUAUGGUCAGGGUGGAUCUUCUGCAUACAGUGGUUCUGACACUUAUGGCCAGGAUUCACUUCCCAUGGGAGGCAGUGAAACCGAAGAUAGUGAUUCCUCCUCACCAUCUGGUAGCCGCCAGAGUGAACGGGAUUUUUAUUCCCCAGGAGGCAGCCAGUCAGGUGGACAUGGGUCAUCCUCUCAAAGUGGUAGCUACUCCGGUGGACAGGACUCAUCCUCAUCUGGAGGCAGCCAGUWUGGUGGGCAGGGUUCACCUUCUUCAGGAGUCAGCCAGUCUGGUGGACAGGGUGGAUGUGAUUGUUCUGGGGCAAGUUCUGGUGGAUCUCCCACUUUAGUCAGAAGUGAUUCCUCUGCAAAUGACUCAUCUUCUUCUGGAGGCAGCCAGUACAAUAGCCAAGAUUCCUAUUCCUCUGGAGCUAGCCAGUAUGGAGGACAUGGGUCAUCUUAUGGAGGCAGUCAGUAUGGUGGACAAGGUUCACCUUCAUCAGGAGGCAGCCAAUAUGGUGGACAGGGUUCACCUUCUUCUGGAGGCAGCCAGUAUGGAGGACAGGGUCCAUCUUUCCCAGGUGGCAGUCAUUAUGGAGGACAGGGUAUGCCUUCUUCAGGAAGCAGCCAGUACAGUGGACAGGGCUUUUCUUCAGGAGUCAGACARUCUGGUGGACAGGUAUGCUUUUCUUUCUCUGUACUGUUCAGUUUUGCUAGUGUCAUAUAUUCACAAAUUGCUUUGUGCAACUUUUCCUCACAAGAAUUGUUUCCCUUCACACAUGUCAUCCAGAUUGAAUGUAGAAAGUGAGAUACUGAAUAGUGAACCCCUGGUCACCACUUAGUUUUGUUAGAAUAGAAAUUACCUAAUAGACUUCCACUGGAAGUCAUCUUUAGUGUCUUCUGUAACAUCUGUAGCAUGAAAGAGCACUGUGUGUAUUUACAGAAUCAUAGAGUGUGCUGAGUUGGAAGAGAUCCAUCAGGAUCAUAGAGUCCAACUUCUGGCUCUAUGCAGAACACCCCAAGAAUGACACCAYGUGCCUGAGAGCAUGGUCCAAAUGCUUCUUGAAUUCUGAUAGGCUUGGUGCUGUGACCACUYACCUGAGAAAAUUCUAUGUGCUCUGGUCUCCUCAAGGGAAAAAAAAUAAAAUCUGUACUUCUAUUCAGAAUUUUUUACUCAUCUGUUUGAUGAGUAGGUUUUUACUGUAAAUUUUAAAUGAGAAAUUAGAAGAUUCUAUUUUAAAAAUUGUUCAGUAAGUGCACAGCUAGCUUAAAAAGGAAGUGGAGAGAGAAAUGAGAGCUUGAUGAGUCUAUGAGCAGUGGUUCAUAGUCCAUUUUCCUGCAGUAGCAGAACAUGAGUUUGAUUUACUAAUUCAGAGGCCUAUUCCAAUCAUAGACCCAGGAAAGUAAGUUUGGUUGUGUUUUGUACAGGGUGGGUGUGUGUGCCCCGGUGGAGGUCCAGGCUCUUUCUCAGGAACCAACUACCAUGGUGGACAG